AUGUAUCGUCUUUUAGCGAUUCGGCCCUCGCCGCACGGCAACGGUAACGAUCCAGAGCAGGUCAUGGAGGAAGUCGCUCGUCUCGGCUCGCUUUUGUUCCUGUCCCCAUUUUGGAGACUACUAGGACAUUCGCCUGUGUGGAUGUCAGCCAUAUCGCGUUACCUCUUGCCUGUCCUUACCAAGAACAGGGCAGACUGGAACGAGCUUAAGCCGCUGCUUGUCUGGACGCUGUACUUUGCCGCAAUCGAAACAAAAGACCUCACUGAGCGGAGCCAGGACGUCUCCACACUAGCAGCAGUCAUGAUGAGCAUGCAGUUGCAGCAGUGA
Molecule: messenger RNA, 327 nt
Organism: Didymella exigua CBS 183.55
Lineage: Eukaryota; Fungi; Ascomycota; Dothideomycetes; Pleosporales; Didymellaceae
Exons: 1
Coding region: 1-327 (108 amino acids)
Source: RefSeq, a predicted model, not a curated record